AUACAGCGCAGGGGGGCUUCCAAACGAUGUCCGCUGAUCGGGGUGUUUUAUAACUCUAAUAUGCUACAGGGGCCACUGUUAAGUGCGGAAGAAGAGUUUUCCCCCUUCAGAAAAAGGGUGUUUACAGUGUUUUAUCGUCAUCUGACUUCAAAAGAAAAAAGAUUUUCAUGUUAAAAUGUGCAACGGCUGCGUGCAAAAAGAAUACCCGGACCGGGGGAACACUUGUCUGGAGAGUGGCUCUUACCUGAUGAACUACCUGGGCUGUGCCAACUGCCAUCAGAGGGACUUUGUACUGAUCAGCAAUAAAGCCACAGAGGAUGAAGAUGGAGAGGAGAUCGUCACAUAUGACCAUGUUUGCAAAAAUUGUGAUCAUGUCAUCGCCAGGCACGAAUACACGUUCUCCGUCGUUGAUGAAUACCAGGAGUACACAAUGCUCUGCAUGCUGUGUGGAAAGGCAGAGGACUCCAUCAGUGUGUUACCAGACGACCCCCGACAGUCUGCGCCUUUAUUCUAGACCCCAAAUCUGCACAUCCCUGUUCACUUUUUAGAUCGAGUGUCACCACCACAGAUGUGUUGCUGGCUGCUGCCUCCAGGUUUCCAACCUUUUUUUAUCAUCCAAAUUUUAUGCACAUCUUCAAUUCAGUAUACCAUAUUAAAAGUCCUUCUCUGUUUAUAAAAUACUGUAUGCAGAUAUCAUUUGAACAGGACAUAUAACAUUUUAUUAUCCUCCAUGACAACAACAGUUAUUCUGUAUGUGAAUUGAUGAUGUACUGUAAAUAAAAAUUUUUUACUAAGAAUUUUAA
This is a messenger RNA of Plectropomus leopardus (leopard coralgrouper), 803 nucleotides long. It is a transcript of the gene churc1, whose product is annotated as churchill domain containing 1. Lineage: Eukaryota; Metazoa; Chordata; Actinopteri; Perciformes; Serranidae. Gene Ontology annotation, biological process: positive regulation of DNA-templated transcription; multicellular organism development; fibroblast growth factor receptor signaling pathway. The record is from RefSeq and is a predicted model, not a curated record. Gene Ontology annotation, molecular function: zinc ion binding.